UACUGAUACGUACGUCUUCGUAGGCUCUCAUUAUUUAUUUUGUUUUCCUGUCUUUUGUAAAAAUAAAUAUAAAUUCAAUUAGUAGCGACGUUCGCAUUUACGUAGAUAGCUGCAAGUACUAUUCUGGAUUGAUCCUCCACUAGUUUUAGUCAACCAUUGUUUUGUGAUAUUCUUUGUUAUUUGAGAUAUCCGAUUAUUGUGAUUCAUUUGCGCAUCACAAUGCCUAUUUUAUUUAGUGUGGUGGCCCGAGGCACAGUGGUUUUGGCCAAAUUUGCCUCAUGUGCAGGAAAUUUCACUGAAGUCACGGAACAAAUACUGUCGAAAAUUCCGCCCCACGAUGAUAAAUUAACGUACUCUCAUGGGAAUUAUUUAUUUCAUUAUAUUGCUGAAAACAAACUGGUGUACUUCUGCAUCACUGAUGAUAAAUUCCAACGUUCGAGAGCGUUCCUCUUCCUCAAUGAGAUCAAACGAAGGUUCACUGCAGCUUUUGCUGAAACGGCCCAGACUGCUAUCCCUUAUGCUAUGAAUGGCGAGUUCGCCAGAGUCCUGGCCGCUGAAAUGAAACACUACACAGAGUCUGGGGACCUCAACACUAUAUCUACAAUAUAUGGAGAACUGGAUGAACUGAAAAACAUCAUGGUUAAAAAUAUAGACAAUAUGGCGACUCGGGGCGAAAAGUUAGAGCUGCUUAUCAACAAAGCUGAUAACUUGGCCACAAAUUCUGUUUCCUUCAACGGCACCGCGCGGACGUUACAGCGCAACCUCUUCUGGAAGAACAUCAAAAUGUACGUGAUCAUGGCGCUCGUGGCUGCUCUGGCCGUCUACUUCAUCGGCGCCAUGGCGUGCGGCGGCCUGGCUUGGAAAACAUGCGUCGGUUAGACUUUACUAUAUGAGAAUAAUAAAAUAAGGCGUAUAGAAGCAACGAUCCAGGCGUCAUAUAAAACUGCAUUGUGGAACCAAAAUCAACGUUCGAGUCGUAAAUCAUUAAGCCGGCCGUCUCACUCGCACUCGCUGUCUCUAAUGAAGUGUGUUGCAGCUUUCUAAUUUUUUUUUAUUGUCCUAAAACCAACGUACCAAUGGUUUUGACCUCACAAAUAGUAAGAACGGUAACAUUGACGUCACAGGAUCACGUAUGAAUGAUCAUAUAAACUUCAUACUGAAAAAUCGAUUUGACAUUUCGAAUUAAGUGGGUAACUAAUUUAAGUCGCCAGUCCAAUUCCCUGUUGAUAGAUGACGAAGGCUUUAUUCCGUGACAAUAUAACUUGUAAUAUGAAAAAAAAAAGAAUAUAAACCGCAUCGUACUAGUCUUUCAAACGGAUAAGUGUUUGCAUGAAACGCGAUGGUAAUUUAACUAAUUUAUCAGAUUACUAGUAAUUUCAGUACACAUUUACCGGUUCGCAUUUCCUAAUCGUUAAAUGGCUUGGAAUUAAAUUAUUACCUCGGUUAUAAUGUUUUUAACAUUCUUAUUUAACCUUGGGUUAAACUACACAUUAUACCUAGUAACCCCAGGUUAUUAAAAUGCAAUUGGUAGUUUGCAGUGCUAUUUGUUACACAGGUUUUAUUUUGUAUGUAUUUAGCCUUUCGACGAAGUUCUUAACCUAAACAUGCAUGUCGAUAAGGGUAUUUAAUUCGAACCAUUAUAGAAAGUAUCGUAACAAUCGGCACACACUAUAUAUAGUCUGUAUCUUUAGGUAUAAAAAAAAAGUAAACAAACAAUUUGUACAUUUUCGGGUAGUUAUAACAUUUAUUGGUUAACCAAUAAACAACCAAAUACAAAACCGCCUGGAUCAGUCACUGAACAACCUGACUUUAACCUACAUUAUUUGAUCAUGUAAUAUUUUCAUCUAUUUCAGGGUAUAUUUUGUUUACUUUUAUUUUAUUUAAAUACCUAAAGAUAUGAGUAUAGUUACGAAUUAUAAAAAAAAAUGCUAUUCUUCGCCCUGGAUCACUCAAUUACAGACACUUAAAACAUCGUCAUUGAAUAACAUUAAACCUUCUUUGUUAGGUUUAUUGGGAUAAAAUUUUGUUCGCAUAAAAUAUAAUUAUUUUUACUUUAUUCUAAUUAAAUAAAUGCCCACAUUAAAGCAUUCUUCUAUUACUGCAAGUACAAAAAACUUGAACGAGUAAUUUUAAUUCCAAAAGUCUAGUUUUCUAUACGAACAUAAAAUUGUUUCAAGCUUUUAAAUGAGCAAAACCUCAUAAAAAUAAAUCCAUAAUAUAUGACGUCUAAAAAUCAUUUAGAAGUUUCAUAAACAAAAAAUAGCCUAUUUUAAAAGCCGUUCCCUGUGAAAAAGGUUUAUGACCCCUGGAUAAACACUAGUAGGAAACAUCGCAUCUAUACGCUAAUAUUAUUUAUUAUUCUUUUGGUUAAUGUAAUGCUUAUUAAAAUGACCAACUUGAUUUUUGAAUUAAUUUUGGCCUGUCUUUGUUCACAUUGAAAAACAAAAAUAAGGGUGGUAU
Messenger RNA from Cydia splendana, 2460 nucleotides. RefSeq names its product vesicle-associated membrane protein 7 (gene Vamp7). The record is from RefSeq and is a predicted model, not a curated record. The coding region runs from base 220 to 879 and encodes 219 amino acids. Gene Ontology annotation, cellular component: membrane; SNARE complex. Gene Ontology annotation, biological process: exocytosis; vesicle fusion. The transcript has 4 exons. Lineage: Eukaryota; Metazoa; Arthropoda; Insecta; Lepidoptera; Tortricidae. Gene Ontology annotation, molecular function: SNARE binding; SNAP receptor activity.